AGCCUUUCCCCUUCUUAUCUUCCAUGCAACUGAAUAAUAACGUAGCCCAAACGCUUAACCUUCCAUGUUGCUUCUCGGCGUUCUCGCCCUCUCCUAGUAGUGAAUUACCCUCUCUCCCUCCUCACCUUCAUAAAUUCAUUGGAUCCACAUCACCUAACACCACCAGGAGGCAGGAGGGUCCUUUUAACCAGAGAUGCCGUGGCCUGUACGUCGACGGUCUCCUGCAAUGCUACUAGUGGUGGUUCUUGUGAUCGUUGCAGUCACACCUCCGGCCACCGUCGGCGGCUCCACAGAGAAGGUGGACCAGACCAUAGUGCCUCAGACACCUGAUUUGGGAAUCAAGUGUACCGCCUGCUCCUCUUGUGAGAACCCAUGUAACCAGCAUCCUCCGCCACCUCCGCCUCCCCCUCCGACGACUCCUUCAAGUUACUGCCCUCCACCGCCGCCGCCUCCGUUUUUCUACAUAACGGGUCCGCCUGGAAACCUUUAUCCUUUCGAUCCUUUCUUUUCGAGUGCCGGCCGGAAUUCUGUUGCGGGGGUGUUGGUCUUGGUGCUUUGUGGGUUGUUGGGACUCUUGACGUUAUGAACAUUAAUUCUAAGAGCCGGCCGGUUUCAAGGUUGGAGCUUAGGACGUGGGUGUUUGGAAAACUGUGAUCUUUAGGUUGGUAAUUGGCUUAUUGCUUUUCUCUCAUCAGUUGUUAACCUGAAUAACAGUCAUGUCUUUCUUCUCAAAUUUGUCCUUGUAUCUUUAGGCUUCAAUUCCUGUUACGAGUCCCAUUUGUUUUUUGUGAUCCAUGGAAAUUAAAGAUCAAAAUUGUGAAGUUUAGAUCAACUGCAAUAUGAUUCCUUAAUUGCUUUUUUUUU
This is a messenger RNA of Nelumbo nucifera (sacred lotus), 864 nucleotides long. Lineage: Eukaryota; Viridiplantae; Streptophyta; Magnoliopsida; Proteales; Nelumbonaceae. The record is from RefSeq and is a predicted model, not a curated record.